This is a messenger RNA of Neoarius graeffei (lesser salmon catfish), 3324 nucleotides long. Its product is annotated as proteinase-activated receptor 4-like. Bases 1678 to 3315 code for a protein of 545 amino acids. Lineage: Eukaryota; Metazoa; Chordata; Actinopteri; Siluriformes; Ariidae. The transcript is spliced from 6 exons. Gene Ontology annotation, biological process: positive regulation of Rho protein signal transduction; blood coagulation; phospholipase C-activating G protein-coupled receptor signaling pathway. The record is from RefSeq and is a predicted model, not a curated record. Gene Ontology annotation, molecular function: thrombin-activated receptor activity. Gene Ontology annotation, cellular component: membrane.
CUCAAACUCAGAUCAGCAGCUGUAGGAGUCGUUUGAACUCAACACCCUCAACAUUAAACACAGCAGAAGUGAAAAGAGUCGCCACGUAAAGGAAGUGAAGAAGAAGGAGAAGCUUUUUCUUAUUCCUGAUUUGGAAAAUUCUGAAGUUUUUAUUUCUACAAUAAUAACAAUAAAAAAGAGAGAGAGAGAGAGAGAGAGAGAGAGACUCAUCUAUCCAGCAAAAUACACUGGGAUCGACAACGACGCCACUAUUCCAGAAUACACUGGGAUCGACAACGACUCCACUAUUCCACCAACAGCCGCGCCCUAUUUAAGGAAGAGAGCGAGAGCAGAGCGGGCUCUCUCCCGACCAGAACACAUGUGUGUGGGAAAGCUUGCUACAGUGGUGCUGAGACCCGGGAUUGGAACACCGAAGCAGAACAGCCCCAUGGAGUCCUCCCCUUUCACCGAGCUGGUCCACGCCCUCGCCACGGCCCAGCAAAGCCAGCACCAGGUACUAGUCACCCUCCGGAAGGAACAGGAACAGCAGUUCGAGGGCCUGGUGCUGGCUCAGUAGGAAGAAUGACAGGCAUUCCGCCACCUCCUUGCAUCGGCAGGGUCCACCGCCGCGGGGCCGUCCCCCUUCACCCUGACAAAGAUGGGCCCGCAGGACGACCCCGAGGCCUUCCUCACAUUCUUUGAGCAGGUGGCAGAGACCUCGGGGUGUCCGAUGAAACAGCGCGCGGCGCGCCUCCUCCCCCUGCUAACGGGAGAGGAGCAGCUGGCUGUGCUACAGCUCCCCGCCAACCGCCGGCUGGCCUACGUGUACCUUCACAGGGCCAUCCUCCAGCGUGUGGGGCACACCCCCGAGCAACAACGGCAGCGCUUCCGCGCUUUGCGCUUGGAGGAAGUUGGUCGGCCGUUCACGUUUGGCCAGCAAGUCCGGGAUGCCUGCGGGCGGUGGUUGAGGGCCGACAACCGCGACACCGAGGUGAUCAUCGACCAGGUGGCGCUGGAGCAGUUCAUCGUGCGUCUACCAGCCGGAGGUGCAGAGUGGGUCCAGUGCCACCGACCGGCGUCGCUGGAUCAGGCAUUCGAGCUGGCGGAGGACCAUUUGGCGGCUGUCCCGAUGGUUUUUCACCUGCUAGCUUCGGCUUCAAGCUCCAAGCUUCUACUUCUGAUUCUACUUCUGAUUCUGGUUCUACUUCUACCUUUCCUUCUGGGAGAACCCACUACUACCACAAUUCUACUAUAACGUCAGUUCCACUGAAAACCAAUAAAAUACAAGACGAGUGGAAUCCUGUGUCCAAGUCCUUCCCUUUCAAGUGUGGGAAACCCUGAUGCUCACAUACACUUGACAGUGAAAAACCGCUGCACCAGUGCAUCAAACCGAAACCAGUGACCAAGAAGCAAGACUCCACUCGUGCCACAACCCAACAGAGAGGGAAGACACUUCACCUGGGGGCCUGGAGGAUAAAGCUUGAAGUCAUCUGGAAAAAAGAAAUGAAAUGGCGAAGUCAUUAGAAGAACUGAAAACAGAGCGAUCCACAGCCAAAAGACUUUUCUCCCAUCUUGCUAACUGCAUUGCAAGAACACACUCAGAGAUGACUGUGGAGGAGCUAAAGCAAAACUUCAACAAGCUUACAGCAGAAAGCUCGAGACUCAUGGAGGCGAACGAAGAGAUUGAGGGCCCCCUACAUGGCAGAAGCAGCCGCAGCCGCUGUAGAGGACCUGGGCGCCGAGAAGAAAGCCGACCUGGAGAAGAUAGAGGCAUACUGUAAGCAGAGGACUAAAGAAGCAAAGCUCCUAAUUCAACAAACACUCUGGGAAUCAUAUGGGGAGAAAGAGCUGCCCCUUGCUCUAUACAUCGCUGAAGCUGACUGCAAGAGCGUCUCCUCGGCCCAGCUCGACGUGACUCUGGAGGCAUAUGAGUUCAUGCUGAAGCACUUUGAGAUGUUGGUGCUGAAGGCAAAAAAAGCGCACCGUGACUGGAAAUGCUGGGCUCCUGCUGCAGAGCAAAGAGACUUUGAUCACCGCAUGACAGAGCUCGAAGUGCAACUUCCCCAGCUGGUGUCGCGCAAGGCCGCCUUCAUCAAAGCUGCAAAAAUCAAGACAGACUCUGAAGAGCCCACUGUCCACCGUACAGCUCCAGUGCCAGCAAUAAAGCUGAAAGCCACAGCCCUUCCAAAGUUUGCUGGCAACCAGCGAAGUUACUACAGGUGGAAGAAGGAGUGGGAAGCUCUACAGAAGCAGGGUGAACUGACAGGGUCUAGAGAGGUCAAGAAAUUCCAGCUGCUCGACAGCAUCGAUGAGAAGGUGGCCGGAAACCUAUGCCUGUCGACCUACAGCUCCUCAAACGAAAUCUUCAGAGUCCUGGAUAACCGGUUUGGGAACCAAGCCAACAUUGCUCUCGAGAUCAUUGAAGAUCUACAAGCAACUCCUGCAGUCAAAGCCGGCCAGCCAAGAAGAGUCAUCAAGCUCAUCCAAACAGUGGAAAAAGCUCUCUACGACUUAAAUGAACUGGACAAUGCCGAGGCCAUAAAGAACCCCAUUGUGACCAAAUCCAUUGAGGGCAAGCUUCCAGAAACUUUAAAGAAAGACUGGCUCACCUAUGCUGCUGACGUGAGUAAUGCUGUGGACCGUCACAACUGCUUUGACAAGCUGCUGGCUUACCUAAAGUCACAGGAAGCCAUAUAUGAGCAACUUGACCAACUGAAAGAUGGCGGUGAACCUGCCAAGGACAAGACCAAGUUCCUGAAGCAAGCCAGAACAAAAGCAACCAACAGUCCGGCAGUGUCAUCCAACAGUGAUGCAGCAGGCUGCAUCGUCUGUGGUGACCCAAAGCACAGAAGAAAACUGUACUUCUGCAGAAAGUUUAGAACCGACCUAAAGCCAUCGGAGAAGAGGGAUGCAGCACAACAACUCGGUGCCUGCAAAAGAUGCCUCGAAGUCCACACUGGUGAAAGCUGCAAGAAAACCACUUACCUGUGCGGGAAUCCAGAAUGCAAAGAUCAACACCACUUCCUCCUCUGUCCAGUUACCAGACCCCAGUCCCAAAGAACACCCAAGUUCAGUCCAGUGAGGGCUGAGGGCAGAAGACUCACUGACACCCAGGAGCAGUUCCUCUCCAAACUCACACCAGAGCUGGCACAACAGUGUCGAGAUGCCUUCUGCAACAUAGCGUCCAGGGCAUUCAACUCCAGUGCUGCUGAGAGAGGUCUUCUAGAUGAACACUGCCUCACUGAGUACCCAGUCAUCCUUAUGCUCCUCAAUGUCACUGCCAAUGACGGACAGAGUGUCGGGACCCUCAUCGACCUGGCAGCAGACACAAACUAAAUAACGCAC